Molecule: messenger RNA, 1082 nt
Organism: Triticum urartu
Lineage: Eukaryota; Viridiplantae; Streptophyta; Magnoliopsida; Poales; Poaceae
Product: Sterile alpha motif (SAM) domain-containing protein
Molecular function (GO): protein binding
Source: RefSeq, a predicted model, not a curated record
CAGCUGACUUUUCCUAUCCUCACUCCCGUAGCUUUCCUCUUCCUCCCACCCCGAUCCCUUCCUCUUUCCCCAACGCUGCUCUCCUGUUCUGCUCUACUCAAGCUCCAAUCCUCUCCUACAGUCCACCACCACCGUGCUCUAUAUCCCCCAUCGUGCCGUAGCUUCCCUUCACCGCCGCGCCUCACCCACCCAACUCCUCCACCUCUCACGCUCAUCUCGACUCCAUCGCCGUUCCCCUUCUACUCCCGUCGCGUCCCUGCCGUCUCCACCCCGUCCGCGGUCUCGGGCAUCGUUUCUUUCGUGGAGUUGGCUAACGGGAGGAGGGAGAUGAGCCGUGGGAAGUCUCCGGAGCCGCUUGAUUUCUUCAUAUGGACUGUCGAGGAUGUCGGCUUGUGGCUUGAAGAGAUAAAUCUUGGUGGCUACAGACAAGUUUUUGAAGAAAAUAGUGUCAAUGGAGAGUAUCUAGAGAGCUUGUCGAUGUUUACUACCGAGCAGAUUCUGCGGUUUAUCAGGCGGUGCCAUAUGAAAUGGGGAGACUUUAUCACAUUGUGCAAAGAGUUGAGGCGCAUUAAAGUUGCCUGCCUGAAAGGGGAGCAAGAAGUCCGGAGGCCAUGGUGGGCACCAUCGUGCCUAUCCGUGGUGUUUGUGAGGGCGGCAAAGCGGAACCGACAGUCCCGAGUUGUCUCCCUGAAGCUGGAACCUUGAUGCUCGCUGGCCGUGCCGGAACACCGCGCCGAGCUAUCCCCCAGAUUAUCUGCCUUACGGGCACUACAACCGCGCUAUCCCCACAAUGUAGGAGCAGUAUGCUCCGUGUCCAACCCGUCUCUCUACCCUUGUUUUGUAUUCCUUUUUCAUCUUAUAAUAUAGGUUUGUGGAAUAGUAAGUAACCCGAUGUUACCUGAAGUGGAUAAGUAUAUGUGCAGAUGGUUCCUGUAUAAGAUCUGCUUCUUGCAUAUCAGCUUGAGUUGUUCUUGGCUCAAGCAUGGUCUAGAGCAGUAGGUCUUCAUGGCACUGAAAUCGAUGAUGUUCUUAUUUUGUUAAUGCUGACCAGAACAUCAAUAUGAUAUGGUUGUGGCAUGAAA